This is a messenger RNA of Laccaria bicolor S238N-H82, 2565 nucleotides long. RefSeq lists its product as uncharacterized. Lineage: Eukaryota; Fungi; Basidiomycota; Agaricomycetes; Agaricales; Hydnangiaceae. The transcript has 9 exons. The record is from RefSeq and is a predicted model, not a curated record. The coding region runs from base 1 to 2565 and encodes 854 amino acids.
AUGAGCGCCAUUUUUAAGUGGACAAUCGGGCACUUGAGCAAAUUUAUUGACAGAUGGUUCGACGAACAAAUAAUUUUUGCUUAUUGUUUGAGCUGGAAGACUCGGACAACAUGUCUUUCACGAGGCGAUCGCGACAUCGCCAUUGGGGGAACUGACAUAUAUAUAGGAUGGUAUCAAGCGCUGAUAGGUUGGGAAAUUUGGAACCAGAUCUUUUGUGGGGGCCUGUUUGCCUGGGUCAGUUUAACGGAGAAUUGGCUGUUGUAUUCACAAUCUAAUGACGCUGGGCUUACCAGGCCAGACGAAACCGGCCGCUGCAAAAAUCACACAAAAAACAUUCACAUUGCCGCCGUCAAUGUUUUAGGUUCAUUCUGGUGGGCGGCUUCAUCCACCCUUCCCCGAUACGUAAAUGACAGGCUGGCGUUUGUUCAGAUGCUGAGCAAAACCAAUACCAAACCGUUCCUGGCAUCUGAUCAAGUUCCGAGAUCCCUUGAAGAGGAGUGGUUAAAACCUCUUCUCGCUUGCAGAAGCCCCUUCAUCGCCCGCUACGGGAGCAUCCACCUCAUGUCAGAGUCAAGACCUGCAUACAUUAGUCGGCAAACGUCGACCACUCUUCCAAUUGACCAACCAAGUAGUCAGGAUGAAGAAAUAAAUCACACGCCUGGUUCGGGACCUAGCAUUCAAGACCUCCUUGCACUCACCGCCAUCAUCAUCAUGCUGGCUUGGCCCUGGGCGUUCUUUGGCGCGGUUUGGAUUAGGGGUGGUGUGCAAUUGAGCAACCAUAUGGCUAGGGUUGUGACAGACAACCCUCAUGCCACCACCUACUUCGUCACGCUGAUCUGCAGCAUCAUCUCCAUGAUCACCGGCGCUUUAUUUUCCCUCGCAAUCAUACGUUUCGCCCAAGAAUUAGUCACUCACCGCUCGCCUACCCGACCCUUUCACCUCAGAGUGCUAUUAUCUUUUCGACAUCAGACCUGGCCUUGGGGAAUGAACGUGAAAGGCGCUAAGUAUCUGAUCCACAAAAAUAGAUGGUGGCCUGCGGUCUUGUUGAUCGUCUGUAUUUUGACGUUUCCUCACUUGAUAUCAAGCACCGCGAGUCUCCUCGCUCCAAUCACGUUCAACCGAACGGCACAUCUCACCGGGACCGAGAUCGAUUUCUCUGGCGGCCCUGAUUGCCAAGCUUGGUUCAAUAACCACCCUUUAUCCAACAAUUGUGGCUAUCAGUUGUACGGUAAUCUGCCAUACACCAACUGUCUUGGAGAGAAUCAGAUGGUUGACGUCCUUGAGUCUGGUCGCGGUAACAUUCUUGAGUUAAUAACAAACAACAAUGAAAGUCUCACCUUCAGUCAGCUCGGUGGUAACGGCGGACUACAUUUUUUGGGAUCCAUGCGAGGGGUUUUGCCUAUUGGUCCUAAUGGCGUCCCCGAGUUCAACACGCUCAGGCCUUCUCCCUUUUCAAAUCCGGAGAUAAUGGCAGGAAUGGUUUCGUACGACUACACCCUCGAGCAACAAGGUCUCACCAGUAACGUCAGUUGUAAUUUCUUACCCACUGGCACAAAUCCUUUCUCUGGUGGAAAGAUUCUCCCGGCGGACCCCAGGGAAGCCACUGGUGGCUUCCUUGCGGUAACAUACAAUCUUACCUGCAGUGAUUAUGGAGAACUCCAGGUUUUGACUAACGUUACGUUUUUUGAAUCGACCUGGAGCAACAAUGCAUUGGUAUAUUGGGCAUGCCAGUCGGCAUCGAACGGGAUACGGACGGACUCUUAUUCAAUCUAUCUGGCUGGGAUUGGGCACUACAGCGACACGAUUGGCAGUAUCAAUUGCUCCGUAAAGCCGAUACAAACCGCCAUAUUUCCGGUGACGUACGACUCCACUACAAACAUCUUUUCGGCAGCGCCACCGACCCUUGAAUCCUCCCAAGUCAUCACCUUUCCAAACCUUCUGCCCUAUGCCUUGCGAGGGCUGGGAGAAGUCGUUUCCGAGGGACAGAAUUUCCAGUCCAAUCUUGUCGCUGAGUCUGUCCUUACCUUCGCAUAUAAGUCCUUCAAUGUGUCGGUGAACGCCACUCGGCCUCCAGAGUUUCUGUGGUUAUUUGAACGAAUAAUUCAAGGCAUCAUUGAAUAUGAGGUCUCCUACCUGCGAUUGAUAUACUCGACGGUCGGAACUCAACCUGCUGAUUGCAAUCGCAAUGUGGCCGGUUCUGCGAACUACGAGGUCGUCGGUUGGUUUGUGUCGCGUGCCAACGUUGGCUUUUUGAUCCCAAUAACGAUCAUCAAUGGGGCUGCUUUCGUCGCUCUGGUUAUAGCUAUGUGGAUAGCGUGGACUAACGGUCACAUAUUUCAUCCGUUCCAUCCCAGACCAGUCACCAUUGCGAAAGAUCUUGACAAGGAAGAACGGGUUCCGGAUGAAUGGGGUCGUAAAGUUACUUAUCAUCCCACGACGGUCUUAAAGGAAUUCUUUAAAAAAGAUGUGGCGGGCAAUCUCAAGAAGGACAUCAAAGCUGUUGUGCACGACGUUGAGAAAGUCGGACAAGAGUUUAUGGCUGGUCCUAGUAGUGAUAGGCGCUAG